Messenger RNA from Scophthalmus maximus (turbot), 5937 nucleotides. It is a transcript of the gene brpf3a, whose product is annotated as bromodomain and PHD finger containing, 3a. The transcript has 13 exons. The coding region runs from base 340 to 4035 and encodes 1231 amino acids. Gene Ontology annotation, molecular function: protein binding. Gene Ontology annotation, cellular component: MOZ/MORF histone acetyltransferase complex. Gene Ontology annotation, biological process: regulation of transcription by RNA polymerase II. The record is from RefSeq and is a predicted model, not a curated record. Lineage: Eukaryota; Metazoa; Chordata; Actinopteri; Pleuronectiformes; Scophthalmidae.
UGAAUAUUUGACUGAAUAUUUAGCCUCAUCCAAGGUACAUUAAUUCGAUAUCUUCAGGAUUUUUCUCCCCACAAGUUGACCACCGGCAUCGUUUGAAAGGUGCAAAGCACAGCCAUGAGACCGGCUCGACUUUGUGUGUACGGCCGAAGUCACGGCGGAGAAGUGAAGCGCUGAAGAUGACGCUGUCGCUCCCGAAAUCACCGGCUAGCUAAGCUAACGGCUAACAUGUCCGCCUCGGCUGUAGUCUCUCACUAGCUGACAUUUAGCUAGGUGCAGUUGUUCCGUUUGGCACGCGCACCGCUGGGGACCGUUUUCUCAAGGGAGCUGGUGUAAACUCCCAUGCGGAAGGUGAGGAGGUGGGAAUGUGAGACAGUUGUUCGCCGACUCAACAUGGGUAGGGGUCGAGGAAGAGGGAGAGGAAGGGGCAGGGGGUCCUCUGGCCAGUUACGGCCCCCCUCGCCCUACAAGCUGCAGCUCUCUCCGUCGAGGGAGACUCUGACAUACGCUCAGGCACAGAAAAUAGUGGAAGUGGACCUAGAUGGAAGGCUCCAUCGCAUUCAUAUCACAGAUCCUCUGCCGGUUAUAACUGAGGAUGAGAUGACGGCCCAGGACAUCACUGAGUGCAACAGUAAUAAGGAGAACAGUGAGCAAAUGCAGAGUAAAACCAGAUCAUGGAGGAAACCCCCAAACAGUAAAAGCAGGAAGAGUGGUAAAAAUGCAACGCAGCAGAACCAACGGUCUGGCUCCCAGCAGCACACAGGAGCUGCUAAUUCCCUCCAGCACCCAUCCAACCAAAGCCCUCUGCCUGAGCCCACCUUCCGUGUGCUGAGUUCAGUUUGCCCCUCAGAGGCGGCUCCUCUCCCUGCAGCAUAUUACCGUUACAUAGAGAAGUCGGGAGAGGAACAGGACAGCGUGGCAGAGUAUGACAUGGAUGAGGAGGACCUGGCCUGGCUGGAGAUGGUGAACAAAAAGAGGGUGUGUGACGGCCACGCCUCAGUAUCUGCCGACACAUUUGAGCUGCUGAUUGACCGUCUGGAGAGGGAGUCAAUCCUGGAGUCCCGUAACCAGGCUCUGUCCCAGAGUGCAGUCGACGAAGAUGCCUUCUGCUGCGUCUGCCUGGACGACGAGUGUCUCAACAGUAAUGUCAUCCUGUUCUGUGACAUCUGCAACUUGGCCGUCCACCAGGAGUGUUACGGCGUGCCCUACGUACCCGAAGGCCAGUGGCUGUGCCGCUGCUGCCUGCAGUCCCCUUCCCGUCCUGUAGACUGUGUGCUCUGUCCCAACCGAGGAGGUGCCUUCAAACAGACAAGUGAUGGACGCUGGGCUCAUGUUGUCUGUGCCAUAUGGAUCCCAGAGGUGUGCUUUGCCAACACAGUGUUUUUGGAGCCUGUCGAGGGCGUGAAGAACAUCCCUCCUGCUCGCUGGAAGCUCACCUGCUACCUGUGCAAGCAGAAGGGCAGAGGAGCGUCCAUUCAGUGCCACAAAGCCAACUGUUACAGGGCCUUUCACGUCACCUGCGCCCAGAAGGCCGGCCUCUUCAUGAAGAUAGACCCAGUCCGGGAGACGGGCGUCAACGGUACCACCUUCUCUGUGAAGAAGACGGCUUUCUGUGAGCACCACUCUCCUGUUGGGUUUCGGCGGGAGGCGUCUGGAGACGAGUCGGUUGAAGGAAGACUGGUGGGGGGCAGGGGGAAAAGGGGCCAAAGGUCAUAUACUCAGAGGACCCCCUCGCCGACAAACAAGAAGGCCACAAAAGGCCAGAAAAAGAAGAAUACAAAAGGGGCUGGUGGGUCAACACGUCGCUCAAAUGUGCCUGUGCUUCUUGUGCCUCAGAUCCCGUCUCACAGACUGAACAAAAUCUGCACAGGGGUUGAAGUCCAGAGAAAGAAUCAGUUCAUGCAGCGGCUUCAUAACUACUGGCUACUGAAACGACAGUCCCGGAACGGGAUGCCUUUAAUACGCCGACUUCAUUCCCACCUGCAGGCCCACAAGACUGCAGAGCAGAAGGAGCCUGAUGAGAAGCUGUGUGCUGCAAGAGAGGAGCUUCGAUACUGGCAAAAGCUGAGGCAGGACCUGGAAAGAGCCCGACUCUUGGUGGAGCUGAUCCGCAAGAGAGAGAGGCUAAAGAGAGAACAGAUGAAAAUUCAGCAGGCUGCUCUCGAGCUGAAGUUGACCCCGGCACUGAUGCUUCUCCGAUCCACCUUGGACCAACUGCAAGAGAAGGACACGGCCAAAAUCUUCUCUCAGCCCGUCAAUCUAUCAGAGGUCCCAGAUUACAUGGAGUUUGUUUCCCAACCUAUGGACUUCUCCACCAUGUGCACCAAACUGGAGGGACAUGCCUACUGCUCCAUCGCCGACCUAGAGAGGGACUUCAACCUCAUGAUCUCCAACUGCCUCAAGUACAACUCCAAGGACACCAUGUUUCACAAGGCUGCUUUACAGCUGCGGGAGGUGGGUGGGGCCGUGCUCCGCCACGCCCACAGGCAGUCUCAGAGCAUUGGCCUCGACCCCAACACUGGCAUGCAUCUGCCAGAGUCUCCGAACAAACACGGCUUCUACAACUGUACGUGGGAUGAUGUUGACUCCCUUCUGGACCCAGAGAACCGACUGCACUUGACCACAGAAGAGCAGCUGAAGGCCUUACUGGACAAACUCGACAUGGUCGCAUCCAUGCGUACCAGUGGUGGCAGAACCAAACGAAUUAGGCUGCUGCGCCGAGAGAUCAACAACCUAAGACAGAAGAUGAACCAGCAGCAGCAAAACACCCAGUGCAUGAAUGGUAACGACAAGGACGACGAAGGACGGGAAGACGAAGAGGGGGAGGAAGAGAAGGAGAAGGAAAACAAAACAAAGAAGACAGAUAUUGUGGAUAAUGGACAUUUGACUGCAGUGUCCAACUCUGGGACCGACGACUCUCCACCUGUGCUUGAACUUACUUGCCCGGUCUCGUCACCGCUGCCGGGAGACGCUCCUCUCGAGCCUCCUGUCCUUGGUAUUGUGACUGGAGGGCGAAGGUCACCCGGGCGCUCCUACAAGCGUCAGAGGUCUUCCCGCAGCGGGAGCAAGAGCCAAGGUGAAGAUGAGGCUGAGGUCGGUGAAACGCCAUCCUCGCAACCAGAGGCUGUUCACGAGGUCACACCACUGGGGACACCCCCGACUCUGUCUUUGGCCGGAGUGGGUCGUCGUACGUCGGUUCUGUUUAAGAAAGCUAAAAACGGGGCACGGAUGGCAAAAAACAAGUCCCCGCCGCAACAGAAUGGGAAAACAUCAGAGGGUAAAACCAAUGGGCUGGAGAGUCCCUGUUCACCCAGUGUGACCAACAUCACCACCUUACCUCCGACUCCCAGUCCCUCCCCUGCACCUCCCUCUCCCUCCUCGCACCACCUGAGGUCCAGAGGCCACAGCUCAGAAAGCGAAGUGGACAAACUCCCUCCACCACCCAGAGAAGCAGGCCUCACAAAUGGAAAGCACACCUCUGCAGACCCCGAUGAUGACGACCAAAAACUCAACUGUAGUGUCUCCCCACCCAAACGUAGUCGGGGUAAACCUGCACUGGCCAAAGUCCCUAGCAGGGAGAAUGGAGACAUCUCUGGGUCUGGAAAGUCUACACUUCUGUGUUUAGAUAGUGAGAGAGAACUCGCACCACUGGACCUAGUUUGGGCCAAAUGCAGGGGAUAUCCGUCGUACCCAGCCAUGAUCGUUGACCCCGACAUGCCCCAGGAAGGGCUUCUUCACAACGGCAUCCCCAUUCCAGUGCCUCCCGUGGAGGUUCUCAAACUGGGCGAGUGGAGGCAAACGGACGAAGGCGAAAAGCUCUUCUUAGUCCUCUUCUUUGACACCAAGAGAACUUGGCAGUGGCUCCCUCAAGACAAACUACUGCCGCUGGGGAAGGACGACACUGUAGACAAACUGCGCUUAAUGGAAGGCAAGAAGCCCAGUGUCCGCAAGUCUGUACACACUGCGUACGACCGGGCCAUAGUACAUUUAAAUCAUGUGAGAGGAAAUCUUAAUUUCACUCCCUCCAAUUUUAUAUAAAUUUUAGCUGACACAUUUUUAUCAUCUUAAAGAGGUUGCGUGGUUGUACAUAUAGAAGCUCCAUCAAUGCUCUUUAAAUAGUGGAAAAGUAUAUGUCCAACAGUUUAUGGCAUUUCAAGGUUUUGUUUCAAACUGAUGCUCUGGUUUUUGAAAUGGAGAGAGAAAAAGUGUUUGAACACAUUUUGUAGAUGGAUUUUGUUCAUUUAUUCACCUUUAAAAAAAAAAAGAAGAAGAAGGUUUUACACGACCACUGUUGCUAUGUUGUCAUAUAAAGUUUUUAUUUUAGGCCAAAGUGAGUCAAGAGAAGUGUAAAUAUUGAAUCAUCAAAGGGAAUUGUCUUGAUACAAAAUGUUUUUAGAUUGUAUUUGCCAUAGAAAUGUCAUUGUGUUUAUUGACGUGUGAAGGUCCCACAUAAUGGUCGCGUCAUAUCUGGACUCUGGAUUAGGAUUUGACAUGAGAUGGAUGAGAUAUUUAAAUGUGGCUGUUGUAAGCAGAUCAGUUUUAUUUUAAUAAAACUGAUCUGGUAUUUAUUCAUUAACAAUUUUUUCCCAACUUGAAACUAAAUUAUAAAGACUAUUGUGUAGCGUACUGCUCAAGACACCUUGAUAAAUCAUUUAGCAAACAAUUACACUGGAUUGCAGUGACAUGUGAAGAAGGCACAUUGCCCCAGAAGUGAUAAAUACAACAUUGUUUUUGUUGUUGUUGACCCUACACGUGUCGUUACAAAGUGCUCAUGCUUUGUUAGCAAAUUACUGUGCUUAUUUACUCCCUAAACUAAAAAAAAUUGUUAUCUAUAUUUUAAAUUAUCCCUCCAUUGAGUCACAUUGUGUUUAGCAUUCUACGGAAUAUUGAUUGUUUUCUAAUUUCUUUUUUUUUUUUCUUCUUUUUUUUAAAUUUAAGCAGAGUAUUUAAAAAAGUAUGCCAAACUUGAUAGAACUGGCAUUGGCACUGAAGUGAAGCAUAACUGGUUCAAGGUUCGACUCCUAAAAUAUGUUUUUGUUGCGUAAAAACACUUUACUCAAUAAUUCUGAGAAUUGCUCCACAGAUACAGAUAAGAACCACUCAGGUUAGUUGAAGUAAAGAUAAGUUUUGGUCCAACGGCGGCCCGUGGAAACAUUCUUGAACUCAGUCCAGCUAUGAAGUGUUGUGGGUGGGACUUGAGAGGUUUUUACUUAUUUUUCCAUAUUGUGAAAGUGUAAUGAUACUAUAAUGUUGGAGAACCUGGUGCAGCUACUUGGUUAUUAAGAUGUGAUGCCACUACAGAGAUGAAGAUGAUUUUGUUUUGUGUGUGGUUAUUUUAACAAAGUCUACUGCAGUCACCCGAUGAAUUUGGCUGAAAGGACUUGAAAAGCACAAUCAGUCUGUUAAAAAUAAACAAAAAAGUUGGUGACCGGUGACUCCUGGAGCCGUAAGUCUGGCAAAAACCUUUUGCGUGUGUGUGUAAACUAUAUACAUAUAUGUAUACAGCCUCGGUGUAGUAAAGGUGCAUGUGUAUAGUUUUGUAAAUAUGUAAAUGUAUGUUUAUAUUGGCUUACAUGAAGUAAUUUAAGGAAUGCAAAAAUCAAAUUUAGAUUUUAAUUUAUAAAUUGUGGCAGUCGAGAGUGUUAUUUAAAAAAGUUAAUAUUGAAAAGAUUUAUGUAUGAUGCUAAGUAGCUCUUUGUAAUAGUGACGGUAUUCACCAACAUGUCAGACCAUAUUUUCUCUACAGGUGAGGCAGCACAACACCUGAGCUCUGUGGGCAGCAGCGACUGAACUGGGCCCACCAGAGGUUUUCUUUUUGAUUUGUUUUUCUCGGUGGCACAGGAGUGAUUUUUGAUCUUGCCGUUUGAAUUGUUCUGCAAGAUCUGCAAAUCUGCCUGAGACAAUAUUUUCUCAUACAAGAAUAAAUGCUGUUUGAAACAA